Dujonia railenensis is the source of this 7125-nucleotide messenger RNA. The record is from the annotation of a GenBank genome assembly. NCBI's taxonomy places the organism in Eukaryota, Fungi, Ascomycota, Pichiomycetes, Serinales, Debaryomycetaceae.
AUGGAACAGGGGCACGGCAUAAGGGAAGUACCAUACGAGGAAGAGGAUGAUGGUAAUAACCAAAACCACUACAAUCCAUUCCGAUCUAAUUAUGACAACCGCACCGGCGGCGGUUCUCACCAAGCUAAUAGAAACAGUUACCUAUCUACAGCUAGUGCUAGGGAAGAGCGAGAUGGAGGUUUCUCCACUCGUACACCUUCACCCGCUGCUUCAAGAAGAUCACUGCAAAAUCCUGAACUGACCAAGUCAUAUAUCUCACAAGCUGCUGAAAAUGAUGACCUUGAAGCUUUAAAGGAAGGCUUAAGCUUUGCUUUAGGGACAGACGAUAAGGAGCCUGAGUGGUUUCCUGUUCAGAAAUCGUCCCACGGUAAGGACGACCAACAAGAGCGUGAACGAAAAGGGAGCAAGUUACUGAAAGAAGUUUCCAAUAGUACAUUUCAAGACGAUGGCUCUGGAGCACAUUCAUAUGCAGAAAAUAUCCCUUUGGCAAAUUUAAGUUUACUGAGGACGAAGAGCCAACCGGACUCAAACAGUCACAUUUUCGAUAAACGCCAACAUCCUUAUCAAAAUGUCAAUAGCAAUAAUACCUCAAAAGCGAGAAACUUCAACCUUUCUGUUAACACUGACUUGGAAUCAGGGUUGUUAACGGCAGGCUCCGGUGGUGUAUCGCUUAAGCUGCAUGGAAGUCCCAAAAAGAAUCCAGAUACGACUUUUUUAACUGUCCCAGGAGAAGGUGAUCUUGUACCCCCUACAACUCCUUCUACAAAGAAGUUUGCGGAAGUAUUUUCCAGAUUAUCUGAUCGUAUCGCGGCAAAGAGUCAAGUUGCAACAACUCCAGUAGCCAAGAAGGCGCCCCUUCUUCCUAACUUAGAAUCCGCGCAUAAUUCUAUUUAUGAUGAAGGCAACCUCGCCGACGACGAUAUAGCUAGUCAUUUUGUAAAUAAAGAUGGUGGUGAUAAUAAUAGUUUAUUGAUGGCAAAGACUAGAAGUGGAAAUAAUUCAAGUCGACAUUCUCAAGAAUUGUUUCAAAACACUGCAUCAGAUGGUCUUGGCUUGUACCUAGAUGUGCAACCGACAAGGGAUGAAAAUAUGCCAGAUACCAGCUCAGAUGCUCCAGUCACUCCAUCUGGAAGUUUACAGCCAAAUGGAAGUGCUGCCUCCCUACUUAGAGGCGAGUCAGACUCUAUACUUCACCAGAUGAACCCAUUUAGCUCUUCCAGGAAAGACGUCACAUCAGCAUCACACUCGAGUAAAACACGAGUGUCCAAUCUAAUAGAACCUAGUAACAUGUACCUUUUUGGUAAAACUUUAAAAAUGUUUGGCCCUGACUCGAAAAUAAGACAGUUCUGUUUCAAAAUACUCGCAGAUUCGAAGACGAAUUCUAUUCUAUUGUCUUUGCUUCUUCUUCAAGUUGCAUUACUUACCUAUAGACAAUGGAAUCCGAUUAAAAUGGGAGGUUACUACUAUCACGGAAACAAUUGGGCAGAUUACAUAUUAAUGAGCAUUAAUAUAGCAUACACAUUCGAAGUAUUUGCUAAAAUCAUCACUCAUGGACUUUUUGAUGACCGCAUUAUGUAUGAAGAAUGUGGCUUGGACUAUCCAGAUAGCUCAGUAUUUUCAAAGUCUUACAAAUAUCUUUCACAUUCUUUGCAGCAUACAUGGGGAUUAAACAAAUUGAUGCCGAAAGCGAACUCCACCAGACAACAUAUUCCCGAUUCGUUUUAUGCUAAUUAUCAACCCAGCGAGUUAGACGUGAAAGAAAUUAACCUAGACGAAACUAAAAAUACCAUAAAUCCCUUUGACUUAACAGCACAAGAAAUUCCUGAUUUACGCCAAAAGUACAUGCUUUCACUGCAUCAUGACGGUGUUAAUUUCUCUGAAGAGUUCCAUGGUUCUAAAAAAUCAGAAAAGAGCGCCUCCUUUUCAAAUUCAUACCAAGAAAGAAGAAGAGAUGCUGAAGUUAGAAAUGGAAAAAAGUUUGUAAAAGCUAACACUUUCUUUAUCGGACCUGAUAAAGGUCAACGCCAAAGACAAAUUGAUCAAUUGCAGUUGAAGCGAGCCUUUUUGAGAAAUUCUUGGAAUCGUAUUGAUUUCAUUUCCAUGGUUACAUUCUGGAUAUCUCUUUUGCUUUCCAUCAAUAGAUAUGAUGUCAAGCACUCGAUAUUUAUAUUUCGUGCGCUCAGUUGUUUGCGUAUCUUGAGAUUCUGUAACUUAACGACUGGUACUUCUACUAUUUUAGGAGCGGUUAAGUUGGCUUUGCCUCAGUUAGUGGAUGUAGCUUUGUUCAUAUUGUGCUUUUGGGUGCUCUUUGGAAUUAUCGGCGUCCAAUCAUUUAAAUCGUCACUAUCUAGACAAUGUGUAUGGACUAAUCCAGAUGACUCUGAAGAUACUUACAUAAAUGAGGGCCAGUAUUGUGGUUCCUAUUUGAACAUCAGUAAUUCUGCUCCUAUGCCGUAUAUUCAAAGAGAUGGUACUCCUUCGACUGUAUCUAAGGGUUACACUUGCCCAAUAUAUUCUCAGUGUGUUAGUGGUCAAAAUCCAUACGGAGGCACAUUGAGUUACGAUAAUAUUCUUCAAUCUAUGGAAAUUGUGUUUGUCAUUAUGAGUGUUAAUACUUUUACUGACAUCAUGUACUAUACAAUGGACUCAGAUAAUGUGGCAGCUUGUUUGUUUUAUAUUUUCGGUGCUUUUAUGUUGACGGUAUGGUUAAUGAACGUCUUUAUUGCAGUCAUCGUGAAGUCCUUCAAUAUUACAAGAAUGGAAAAUGAACAAAAGAAAUUAGAAAAUGGAGGGAAGGAACCGGAAGCUGGGUUCAGAAUAUUUGGAUCAAGAACCUUAGGUAAGAAGGCAACAAAUGCAAUUUCUGAAGGCGCUCAGGCUAUAUCUUCCCAUGCAAAAAGAGUAGACUAUCUCAAGAACCAAAGCGUAUUCUUGAAGAAUUAUUAUCGUUUUGAAUUUAUCUGGAUAUUAUUGAUUAGUAUCGACCUUAUAGUUCAGUGUACCAGAAAGUAUGAUAUUACUGAUCGUCGCCGAACUCACUUGUAUAGGUUCGAGUGUGGCUUUACUGCUUGCUUUGCGUUAGAAAUAAUUAUUAGAUUUGCAGCUUAUCUUCCAAACUGGAGAUUAUUUAUGGCUCAAAAGAGAAACACAUUUGAUUUAUUUUUGGCUAUAAUCACCUCAAUUAUUGUUUUGGGACCAGUUAAAGUGGGAUUAGGACAAGCUUAUUACUGGCUUACUUGUUUCCAAAUUAUGAGGUUUUAUAGAGUGGUACUUUUCACUAAUUUAACUAGCAGUCUUUGGGUGAAGAUCAUAAAAAAUUUUAAGGCAAUUUGGGAUUUAACUUUGUUCUAUUUUAUCUUGCUAUUCUUGGUCAGUAUUAUACUUGCAAGGUAUUUUGAAGGAACAAUUCCGUUAGAUGAAGUUACUGAUUUCGACAAUAUCCCAUACCCUAUGCAUACAGUCCCUAACUCAUUCGUUGCAUUGUAUAUCAUAACUUCGACUGAAAAUUGGACUGAAGUUAUGUAUCCUUUACAACAGUACGCUAAAAAUAUAUCAUCUAGAGCUUAUGGUUCUAUGAUGCUCAUUGGUUGGUUCUUCAUAUCAAAUUCCAUUUUAUUGAAUAUUUUCAUUGCAGUCAUUGCACAUGCAUUGGAAAUAUCAGAACUGGGAAAGAGAAAACAACAAUUGAUACAAUUUAUCGAAAAUAUGACUACGAAGCUUCAAAGUUUAGAUUCUGAUUCUGGUAUCUUGAUUAAGUUGAAAAAUAAAUUAUUUAAGAAGAAUGGAGUACAUCAAGAUUUAGAGAAGGCUGUUAUUAACUUACUCUUGAGUGGCACUGCUGUCAAUGAUUUUUUGGAUGACAAUGAGGAUGAAGAAAGAAAUAAUGAGAAUAGGGAUGACGACAAUGAACGUGAAACGAAUCCUGUUAGUCCUGAUAACGAGAGAACUAGUUCUCUUGCUCAAAAAAUACGCCUACCAAUUUCAAAUUUCAAAUUUUGGAUAAAAGAAAAAGCUUCUAAAUCUGUUUCCAUGUUUGAAAAUCCAUUUUACGAUAAAAAUAUAGUUGAUCAUGAGUUGACUAAUUUCAAUCCUGCCAAUUUCGCCAAAAGAAUUAUCACUGAUAGAAAUAAACUAAUAUUGAAGCAGAAUAAAUUCUUAGAAGAGAAUCCCAGGUUUAAUAAAGUGUUUUACGUCCUUGCACCCAAUCAUCCACUAAGAAGAUUUUGUCAGAAAAUUGUAAAAUCCUCUUACGGAGAGAGAAUCGAUGGUGUUGAGCCUCAUAAAGUAGUUCUGGAAGUGUUCUUAGUGGUUAUGUUCUUAAUGUCAUUAUCAUUAGUGUUCACUGCAUGCUAUUUGACUCCUUUGUACAGAAACGAGUUAAUCGCUCAAAGUGGAAUUUGGAAUUGGUCCACAUACAUUGAAUGUGUCUUCACUUUUACUUUUACUGUGGAAUUUCUUAUUAAAAUUAUAGCAGAUGGGAUAUCCUUUACCCCAAACGCAUAUUUACGAUCUUCAUGGAACUUGAUUGAUUUAAUCGUUCUUACUUCGCUUUGGAUUGAAACUAUAUCUUUCUUAAAAAAUGAUGGAAAUUUGUCAAGAAUUGUUAGAGGUUUAAAAGCUUUGAGAGCUUUACGUUUAUUGACUAUAAGUACCACUGCGAAGAAUAAUUUCCACAAUACGAUGAUUUCAGGUUUUGGUAAAAUCAUUAACGCUGGAAUUAUCUCGUUGUGCUUAUUGUUUCCCUUUUCCAUAUGGGGAUUGAAUAUUUUCAACGGUAGAUUGGGAGUUUGUCUUGAUGGCACCUCAACCAAAAGUAAUUGCUACAAUGAGUAUACUAACACUGUAUUCAAUUGGGAUGUUUAUCUGCCAAACAUCUAUCAAGAACCUUACUUGCAGUUCAAUAGCUUCUCUACUUCCUUUGCUACUUUGUUUGAGAUUGUUUCAUUAGAAGGUUGGGUUGAUUUGUUGGGAAAUGUUAUGGCCCUGACAGGGAUAGGAACGCCACCACAAGAAUUUCUGACUCCAAUCAAUGGUGUAUUCGUCGUGUUAUUCAAUUUUGUUAGUACUAUUUUUAUCUUAACAUUGUUUGUUUCCGUUAUUAUUGUCAACUAUUCGAAGUCAACUGGUAGAGCAUACAUGACUGAUGAUCAAAUUUCAUGGUACGAAGUGAGAAAGUUUUUAAUUCAAAUUAAAGCAUCUAAGCGUAAAAAUUUAGGUGACAUGAACUGGUUGAGGAGAUUUAGCUAUAAACUCACAAUAGAAAAGAGCCUUAUUUGGAAAGUUUACUUGAAUUUCAUUUUGGUGUUACAUGUCCUUGCAUUGUUGAUUGAGACCUUCCCAGAUAUCGAUGGAGUAAUGAUCUUUAGAGAAGUAAUAUUUGUGACUUCUUCAUUUUCAUUUGGUGUCAAUGCAAUCAUGUUAAUGAUUGGGCAGGGAUUCGACUCAUUCUUUAGAAAUAAGUGGAAUAUCUUCUAUUUGUUAGUAUCUUGGGGUGCCCUCAUCUGUACGAUUAUUGGAUUUUUCAUUUCUCAACAGAAUAUUUUCAUCAAUAUCAACAAGUUGUUCCUUGUAGGGAUUUUGACUUUCAUUAUCCCAAGAAGUAACAGAUUAUCACAAUUAUUGAAAUUUGCUUCUGCUAGUUUGCCUACUUUAAUAUCACUUUCAUUCACCUGGAUGAUUGUCUUCUUGGUUUUUGCAAUUGCUUUGAAUCAAAUUUUUGGUUUAACAAAAAUUGGACCAAACGGUACUGAUAAUUUGAACCUUAGAUCUGUUCCCAAGGCGCUUAUUGUUUUGUUCAGGUGCAGUUUUGGUGAAGGGUGGAAUUAUAUUAUGGUUGAUUAUACAUUAUCCACACCAUUUUGCACUGAAAAUGAUGGUGAAGGGACAAGUGACUGUGGUAACAAGCAGUAUGCUUAUAUCUUGUUUGUUUUGUGGAACGUCGUUUCGAUGUAUAUUUUCCUUAAUAUGUUCGUUUCUUUGAUUCUUGACAGUUUUAGUUAUAUCAAUAACCGCUCAUCUUACAUUAAAUUAAUUCAAAGAGAAGAAAUUAGAAAAUUUAAGAGACAUUGGCAAAAGUUUGACCCAGAAGGUACUGGAUAUAUUGACCCACAAGAUUUGCCCAAGUUCCUUCAUCGGUUAGAUGGUGCAUUAUCAUUCCAUUUCUACACUGGGUCAUUGGAGAUUAAACAAUUAUGUAAGAAAUGGUUCAUCAGAAACAAUCCAUUCGAUCCAUAUGAUAUAACGGUUAGGUAUGAUACUAUUGAAGAAACAUUUGAAAACAUGGAUGUCCCCAAAAUUCGUGAAAGAAGACUUGUCUACGAAAGAUUUAUAGAAGAAGCUUUGAUGAAUAUGAAAAUAUUUGGAGAUCCUGGAAUCUCUUUCACCAGGCUUAUUUUACAGUUACCACUUUAUAUUGCAUUUGAAGAAGGACAAUGUUUAAAUUUAAUUGACUUCUUAGAUCGAAGGUUGCUUUUACAGAAGGUGGAACAGAAGUUGAAAAUGAAAAGGGCUUAUGAUAUAGUAAGUACUUAUGUUGUUCGCUGGAAAUACAGAAAGGAUCAAGAAUUGAGGAAAAGAGGGAUUAACGCUGGUGCUGGUCCUUCUAUAUUUGUUUCUGACGAGACCGAGAAUCCGUUCAUCGACAACUACAAAGGUUCAGAGCAAAAUGUUGAAGAUUUCAACGCACUCAUGUUUGGCUCUGAUGAUGAUGACAACAAUAGGCAAUUCGAUGGAAAUAUGUAUAUUCCAAAAGUUCCCAUUCACGUUUACAAGUCAGCAGAUAUGAGGCACCGUUCAUCUCCAAAGAAAAAUCAAGACGCAGAUGAUACUAAUAAUCAGAAUGCACGUCCACAGCUAUUCAUGAAGAUGCCAACCAAUUCUGCAAACCCUGCGACCGCUGGAGAUUUAUCACCAAAUAAUCCAUUCUAUCCCACGUUUUAUGCAACUAGCUCGGUUGAAGAUAUUGCUGUCUCUCAAAAGUCAGAUAUUUCAUCUUCAAGGAACUCUUAUAUUAACGUUGCAUCCAUUGGCGAGCAACUAGAAAAUACCGAAUGGGGAGAAGCCUUACGACAGGUCAAGUCUGAGCAUUUAUCUGAUGACGAAAGAGAGUAUCACAAAAAUGUGUGA